This is a messenger RNA of Priapulus caudatus, 3982 nucleotides long. RefSeq names its product integral membrane protein GPR155-like. The record is from RefSeq and is a predicted model, not a curated record. The coding region runs from base 650 to 2791 and encodes 713 amino acids. NCBI's taxonomy places the organism in Eukaryota, Metazoa, Priapulida, Priapulimorpha, Priapulimorphida, Priapulidae. Gene Ontology annotation, biological process: intracellular signal transduction; transmembrane transport. Gene Ontology annotation, cellular component: membrane. The transcript has 15 exons.
CUGCAGUCUUUAGACUUUAACCAUGAGAAUCACACAUGCAAUCCACCUGAAUUGUAUUGACUAGUAACUUAUGUACUCUAUAUCGUCAAAUUACCGUAUAAUCAAUUCAAUUAUUAAUCAUUAAUCAAUUCAAUUAUGUACAGUUGUACUCUAAAUUCGUCAAAUUCCCGCACACACGUCUCUGUGUACAAACUGCUAGUAGGUAGUGAGGUCAUUAUUCGGUAUAAAUGUUGUGUCAAAAGGAAAAGGUAUCUCCACUUUAGCACUUAAAAAUACUUAAAAAAAUACUUUCAAAUGGUAGGUACCUAUGAUAAAUGUUUCAAAAAUUCUUAGAACUCAGACUCAACUACAUCAAUUUAAAAAACGAGUAAAGGGUACCCUAUCACUGCCACUGGCACCACUUCCAGUAAAAAUAACUUGUGGAACAGGUAACUGGUUACCGCGGCUACACACACGCUACCACUUUUUAGAUGAAGACCACGUCGUUGUAGCUGAGCUCAACAAAAUUUAACUAACGGCGUAGAGCCUGUCUAAGUGUAACUGUCAUGGCGAAAGGAACAUCGGACAACUAAAAGUCACGUACACCAAAUAAAAGGUGUUUCGUCGACAGUUUUACCAGGUGUCUCGAUAUCGGCCCCUGUCAGAAACCAUGGCGGAUGGCCUUCACUCUGAGGUUUCCUUCAGCAACUUGUAUCCGGCAAUCUUGCAAUGUUUCAUCGUAAUACUCUCUGGAUAUUGCGCUGGCCGCACCAAUCUCAUAUCCUCAACCGAGGCGAGGGGAUUGGGGCGUUUCGUCGCCAACUUUGCCCUGCCUGCACUCGUCUUCAAGGCUAUGGUUGAGCUGCGUUUUGACACGGUCAAUUGGAGGUUUCUCGGAAGUAUUCUUCUAGCAAAGACCUGCGUGUUCGUCCUUGUGGCGUUCUUCACGAUACUUCUCUCUCGGCGGAACAAGCUGGGCAAGGCAGGCAUGUACGCCAUAUUCUCAACACAGAGUAAUGACUUUGCUCUCGGAUUUCCCAUCGUGCAAGCCCUCUACGCGAACGUGCACCCGGACUACAUGCAGUACAUCUACCUCAUCGCGCCGAUCUCGCUCGUCAUUCUCAACCCGAUCGGCUUCGCGCUGCUGGAGGUAAAUCGCUGGUGGCACUCGGACAGCCGCGCGUCCUGGUACCGCGUCGUCGGAAACAUCCUCAAGGGCAUCGCGCUGAACCCCAUCGUCUUCAUGACCGUCGUCGGCCUCAUCGGCAACUUUGUCUUCCAUCAGCAGCUGCCAUCAGCGAUCGAACCGAUCCUGAAGGUCCUCGCGGAUUCCUUCACGGCCACGGCUCUAUUCUACCUCGGCUUGAGUAUGGUUGGGAAGAUACAGAGUCAAGUUGGGUUUGCCCUCGUCACCCCAGCACUGCUCAUCGCUGCCAAAACGAUUCUGCUGCCGCUGAUUACAAGAGAGAUCGUCAGCGCGCUGGAUGCUGGAAGGAGGGGGGGAGGGCUCGGUAUAUGCAUGCUGCGCUGCCGCAGCCUCUGCUUCCUGCUCCGACACAAGCACUGGCUCUACCUGCUCUCAUUCGGGUUCCCUGUCCUGAUGACUUCGGUGGUGUUGAUUGUCAGCAAGUCCCACAACGAGCAUGAGGAGGAUCCCAAUUUCCAAUACGGAACAAACCAGGUCGUCGUCUCCGCCGUCGUCCUCGGCACGUGCAUCGUCGUCACGGUGACGUCGCUGGUCGUCACGCAGCGUCACGUCUCGCACCACCAGCACUCCGCACCCUACCGCGCGAUCAACCAGCGCGCGCGGGAGGAGGACGGGGACGAGGAGGAGGAGGAGGGGGAGAGGAUCGCGAAGGAGAAGAGGCGGGCGAGACAGCGUCUCAGCUCGCUCAGCUCGGUGCGGUCGGUGAAUGGAGAGGGGGAGGAGGUCAGCGGUGAGAGGGAUCUCAUGCUGCCGAGGAACCAGCAAGGUAAGAGCAAGCUGGCGUCGUCGAAGCUCCUGGAGGACAUUGAGGACCUUGUGCAUCGCGAUCGCACGAUGAGCAUUAGUGACGGGGAGGACGGGGAGCCGCCCGCGUGGGACUAUUACGUGAACGGGACCAUCAACGAUCGCACGUGCCUGCUCUCACAGGGAUGCACCGUUGAGCAGAAGAGGAAGUGUGCUGUGCUGAUCAAGAAUUACGACACGAUCAACGUAAGUGUGGACCUGGAGGGGGCAGCACUGCAGCAGAACGCAGACGAAUACCAGAUCGCCAGACACGUGAUUCUUCUUCUCUUCCUCACGCUGUCGAUGCUCAUUGGAUUCUUCCUGUGCAUCUGGCGGUUGUUCCGGGAUUCGACGUCGGGCAUCUACCUGGAGCUGGAGUUCCUCGACUCCGCAUUCAACUUCUGCCAGGGCUUCUUCGCGUUUGCCGUGUUCGGCCUCGACACGAACCUCAUACUGAUACCUCUCCUCAAGAAGUGGCGCUGGCUGAGGUACGGGUCAGAAGGCAUUUGCUUGCCCAAGUUUGAGGACCUGGACGAUGAGACAGUGCAUGUGUGUGCGCAGUUCCUGGUUCAUCACAAAGACAAGUGCAUAGCUGAUCUUGCAUCGGACCGGACACAUUCUAUGAAGACGUACAAAUCUGUUUUUUGUGGCAAUGAGCUGGUGGACUGGCUGCUAGAGAUAGGUCUCGUCCACGAUCGACCUGAGGGAGUCAAAUAUGGGCGCCAACUGCUCAAUGGUCGCAUCAUCUGUCACCAUAGCAACACGUACACGUUCUAUGACCUGCCUUACUUCUACAAGUUUCUCGAGAAUGCGUUGUCGUGAUCGCAUAGUCGUUGUUAGCGACUAAUCAUGAGAUUAUAUAUCACCCACCUAUUUCCGUGUGCCUAUAAGAGAGCUGCAUCGAGGUACGUUUCGAUCAUGUGCCAUAUUUUGAGCGAGUGAUGCCGAGUAGUGUAGCCAAAUCCUCUGCGAAAAAUAUCAGAGGUGAUGUGGCCAAACACAAAGCUGUUUAUAGUUGUAUGAGGUGCUUCCCUAGUUGAGCGUGAGAUAGGACGGUUGUUUGAGCACGUCCCGAGUGUGUUUUUGAUAUCUCAGAUGUAGGAGUUGAAUUGUGACUGUCAAAGAAAUCAAAUGUCAAAAGAUGAUGUCUAUCAUGUCAUCAAAUGUCUGGUCAUGCAAGCUUGCAAGGUUAGAUAAUAGCAGUACCUGCUCAGCUACUGCAAUGCCAGUGGCAGUUAUUGUAAGAACUCACAUGUGGUAAUAUGUAGUGCUGCGAAAACGGAUAAGCCACAAUGAUACUUAGAAUAACUUGGGGGAGAAUAACUAAGGGAUUUCAUGAUAAGAGUGAUUUGAUUUUAUCAUAAUUCUAAGUGUAUGAGCCUGUUAGCAACAAUUUAUACAUCCGGUCUAGUUGUAUGAAGUUACUUGUGCUUGUAGAUAUUUGGUUUUCGUACAUGGUGCGGUUGGUAUGGCACUGUCAUGCCUGAUCUUGUUAUAUGUGAUGGUUGAAUUAUGUAGUUUCAUAGGACCACAUAGUCAACCAUGACCAUAUUCCGGACAGGUCUGCAGUUAAGAUGCUAGACAAGGAAGGCUAUUUUGUGGACAGACAAGUAAGAUAGUCCAUCCAAAUUCGUAGGUAACAUGAACAAGGACCACGGUUCGUACUAACUGCCUUAUGUCUACAGCAAUCUGUUAAAGCCCAAGUGUGUGUGUGUGUGUGUGCAUGCGUGCGUGCGUGCGUGUGUGUGUGCGUGCGUGCGUGUGUGCAUGCGCGUUUGAGCGUGUGUGGAUGUGCUUUUCGAUGAAAGAAGUUUUUCUCUAUUAAUGCUAGAGUAUAUACAUUAUAGAUAUUUUUUCGUUUAUUUUUUGUAGGAUCUUAACCAAUUUUACGCAUCGCGAAUAUGCAUGUUAUGCACGAAUUUGUCAGUGUGUGUUUCAGUACAGUCAGAAGCUGUGUAAAGCUGUGGACACACUACGCGAUUUUUCAUGCGAUUGAGCCGGCCGGCUCAGUCG